CUUUUUCACGGCACAUCUCAGCUCUCCUGGUGCCAGCAUUCCUUUCAUAUUCAUUUUUUCUUUUUGGUACAAAAGAACGGACCAUCUAUAUUAACAGAUCGUCAUGGCGACAGCAGCGUUGUUUGGCUGUACUGGAGCAGUGGGCUCUCAGAUCCUCGCUACUCUCUUGGCCACAGAUGCAUUCCCAUCCAUCAAGACUAUCUCAAGGAGACUACCAAAGACUCAGUCCUCAAAGCUUCAGGCCCUCGAAGAGGGUGACACCUCCAAAUGGGGCGGCAUGAUCUCGUCCCUCUCUCCCAAGCCGUCAGUAGUCUUCAACGCAGUCGGCACCACAAGGGCGGCAGCUGGCGGAAUCCAGAAUCAGUGGAAGAUUGAUCAUGACUUGUGCAUCGAAAACGCUCGAGCAGCCAAGGCAGCUGGUGUCAAGACGUACGUGUUUAUCUCCAGUGCAGGAACCAGAGGCUUUCUCUCUGGCUACGCGCCCUAUUCAAAGAUGAAGGUUGGGGUGGAGGAUGCCAUCAAGGAGCUCGACUUCGACAAUGCGAUUAUACUGAGGCCGGGUAUGAUUCUCGGAAGAGAUACGCCCAAGGCACCAUUCUUGGAGAGCAUUGCAGGAAAUUUGGACAAGUUGGGACAGGGUGUUCAGGACAUGAUAGGGCAGGAUCAAUUAAUCAUCGGUCGAGCAGCGGUAGCAGCUGCUCGUAUGGCCGACGAGGGGAAAACGCCAUCGAGAUAUUGGGCUCUUGAGAUGGCUGAUAUCGUCAGAUUGGGUCGAGACGAGUGGAAUGAGUAGCCAUGCGCUGCGGCUACUUUCUCACAAGGCUCGUGUCUUUACACUGCUUGGCAAGGAGGAAACUUUCAAGGGAAAAUACUGUCUUGUUUGUUGUCUAAUUUCAUCCAAAGUUAGAAAGAUCAGCUGAUCUGGGAGGAAGCGGAGGGAAUGGCGGAGUUUAGUCUAGAUCUCCUCCUCUCAAGUCAACAUUUGCCAUUGACGCCCACCACCAAUGCAGCCCUCGAAUUCCUAGGACAAAUGUCCUUCUUAUACUCGG
Messenger RNA from Aspergillus ibericus CBS 121593, 1049 nucleotides. RefSeq names its product NAD(P)-binding protein. Bases 104 to 793 code for a protein of 229 amino acids. Gene Ontology annotation, cellular component: cytoplasm. Gene Ontology annotation, biological process: import into nucleus. The transcript is spliced from 2 exons. Lineage: Eukaryota; Fungi; Ascomycota; Eurotiomycetes; Eurotiales; Aspergillaceae. The record is from RefSeq and is a predicted model, not a curated record.